This is a messenger RNA of Menidia menidia (Atlantic silverside), 9096 nucleotides long. The record is from the annotation of a GenBank genome assembly. Lineage: Eukaryota; Metazoa; Chordata; Actinopteri; Atheriniformes; Atherinopsidae.
UGCAAUCAGAACACUACAUGGUCACCAUCUUUUCAGGACUUAGUCUUUUCUCUAUUACCUGCUCCAUGUCAAUACUCCAGACAUGAAGCAUCUGUUUGCACUGCUCUCAGUGUCGUUGGCCGUGGCGGCCUCUUGUCCUGAUGGGGAAUUUAACUGCACAUCUGGAGAAUGUCUUCCAUCCCGACUUAAGAAAGACUGUAAAGAUGGUUCAGAUGAACAUUUUUGUGGUUCAUGUGACUUUGAAGAUCAUUCUUGUGGUUGGAAAGAUGCCAGCAGUGCCUCCUAUAGAUGGAGGUGGCAGAGAGCAAACAUCACCUCUGGACAGGAUCACACAUUAGGAAGCCCUUGGGGACAUGUCAUGCAUAUAGAUGGAAAACAAAACGGUGCUUUGCUUCAGAAAGCAAAUUUAGAGUUUUAUGUUGAACACCUGGUUGCUCUGGGAUGCCAAAUGAGAUUUUGGUAUCAUCUUAAUGGCACAUCAUCAUUAUCGUCAGACUUGGAAGUUAGAAUGGUCAGAGAUACAACCUCUAAAGUACUGCUGAAGAUUUCGAAGAGCAAAACAAAUGGCUGGGAGAAUGCGACGGCUUUCAUUGGUAAUCAACCAGAAGGAUACAAGCUGCAGUUUUCACACAGCCCUUCAUUUAUGGGACCCACGGAUGUGAUGGUGGAUGAUAUCACCUUUGAGUACUGUGGAAAUGAAGACAUUCCAGAUGGAUCCGAUCGCCUCUCGUGUGAUUUUGAAAAGGAUACCUGUUCAUGGUACCAUGAUUACACAGCCAGCCUUAUGUGGAAAAGGAGCAAUGGCUUAUAUGAAGACAUAACUGGUAAUGGCUAUUUUAUGUUGAUUAAAGCUGCUCACAACCUGAAUUCAGCGUCAAAAGCCAGACUUGCGAGCCUCCCUCAACCUGCUGGCCAAGUCAUAUGCGUGAGCUUCUGGUACCACAUAUUUGGAAACAGCAUUGGUUCAUUGAAGUUUAUUGCAAAGCGUUCCGAUGAACCAGAGACGGUUGUGUGGAUGAGAAGUGGCACGCAGGGAAAUAAGUGGCGGUUUGCAGAUCUUACCUUCAACAGUGACAAACCAAUACAGUUCAUCAUAGAAGCCGUGCCGGGCAGCAAUCGUGGGAGUAUAGCCAUCGAUGACAUAGUGGUGUCCAGCAGUCCAACUGGUGCCUGUCCGCCUGAGAGGGAGUGCACUUUCCAGGGCUCCCUCUGUGGCCUUGAGCCCAAACCCACUGCGAACUUCGGCUGGAACCGCGUUACUGGGAUAUCUCAGCCAUCCAACUCUUCUGGCCCAGCAACAGAUCACACUCUGGGGACAGAGCAAGGUUAUUACCUGAGUGCUGAGUUAUGGAGGCACCCUGUUGGGUCCAGAGGUGCUAUGAUGACGACAGCAAUGGAGCCCACUCCUUCCAAUGGGGAAUGCCUAAUAUUCUGGUACUACAUGGAGGGAGACAGAGUGGGUGAGCUCAGUGUUUACCUACAGCCAGCAGACAGCCUCAACAACUCCACUGAACUGUGGAGCAGAACAGGAGACCAAGGCACACACUGGAGGCACGGAAGAGUGACGCUUUUAAGCCCCGAUGACAGAUAUCAGGUGAUUUUUGAGGCAGAAGUGGGGGAUGGACAGAGGAGAGACAUAGCUAUUGAUGACCUCACUGUCCUGAAUGGCGAAUGUCCCCCAACAGGCUUUUGUGACUUUGAGAUGGACUUCUGUGGUUGGGUGAACACCCGUCCGGCCCAGAAUGGAGUUGACUGGGACUGGCUCUCAGGUGAAAGUGAGGGUACUUUCAUUCCAAGAAGAGACCACACAACAAAUACUGCUUUAGGUCAUUUUGUAAUUUUUAUCCAAAAUGGAAAUUACGACACAAACAUUGCGCAGCUUCAAAGUGAGACUAUGGAGGCUGUGGACCAAGCUUGCCUGGAGAUCUGGCACUUUUCUCAAGGAUGGCUUGUGAAUAAGCCAUCCGACAUCACACUAACAGUGCUCAUAAAUGAUACUGCCGGGCUGCGCCCUGUAUGGAGUACGAUGGGUUAUACAAAUAGUACAUGGAUCCUGGACAGAGUGGAUUACAAUGCUUCAGGUCCUCACCAGAUUAUCUUAGAAGCCACAAGUCCACCCUCAGGAGAUGGGAGUUUUGCUCUAGAUGAUGUCCACAUCAUCAGGGGCAGGUCUUGUGAUGACGUUAAUCCAAACACCACACCAAACCCUCCCACCACAACCACAGCUGCUCCAUCCAAUGCCAUGGACUGCUCCUUUGAAGAAGGUCUGUGCAACUGGGACCAGGAGGUCAGCAAUGUCCUGAACUGGACCCUCAGUAGUGGAGUUCAAGUAGACGGACCAUGGGAUGGGCCGCUGUAUGAUCAUACUGUGGGGAAUAAUCAUGGCUACUUUUUACUUCUAAAUGGAUCUGGAUCUGAGGAUAAUGAGACAGCAGUCAUCUCUGUUCCUGCCCACAAUUCUUUAUCACAAAGCUGCAUUGAAUUUUGGUAUUACAUGUUGGGGCCUUCAGUGGCCACACUAGAUCUGCUUGUUCGAACCAAUUCUUCUGAAGUUUUGGUCUGGACUCGUAAGAGGACACAAAAUUCAGACUGGAUGAGAGCACAAGUAUCUACCACCAUGAAUAACACCCUACAGGGUUUCAUGGCUAUCGAUGACGUUAAAGUGAAGGACGGAGCGUGCAACGAUCAGAACCUGUGUGGAUUUGACUCAGACUCCUGUGGCUUUGAGAACAGUGUCAAUGUUUUGGGUCGCUGGGAGCGCAGAAAGGGAACAAAGCACCACGUGGAUCACACCUAUGGAACUGAAAAUGGUUUUUACAUGACUGUGAGGACCUCCAAUUCCACACAGCCUGACGUAGCUGAGCUGCUCACCCCAGAGUUCCCCACAGCUGCAGAGAUGUACUGGUUACCCACAGAUUUGGGAACCAUCCUUUCUAUUCAUGUGCUGAGAAGUGGGGAGCUGGGUGAUGCGCUCUGGCAGCGACCUGCGUCCGUCUCCACAGGCUGGGUGGUGGCCGAGGUCACUGUGUCCUCACCUGCAAAAUUCUAUGUCGUGUUUAAGGCCACCCAUGUGCCCGGCGCAAAUGAUACAGUGAAAAUAGAUGAUAUCUCUGUGAGGAAUGGGGCCUGCGGUCCUGCAGGGAGCUGUGACUUUGAGUCAGGACAGUGCACCUGGGUCAACAUCCGGAGAGAAGAUGGUCACGAGUUCGUCUUGACCAGUGGAGAAUCCCACGGUCCACCAACAGACCACACUACUGAGACUCCAGAGGGUUGGUUCUUGCUGAGCUCAUCCCCUCACCAGAAUCGCCGCAGUGUAGCACAAGUAGUGUCUGAAUGGAUCCAGUUGAAAGACACCUCCUGUCUCACCCUUUGGUACCACAUGGACAACAGUGCCUCCGGGACACUGCGGGUCUUCAUGCGCUCAGGCCCAUCAAAGAUGGACCUGUUGUUCCACAGUAAUAGCAGUGGGAGCAGCUGGAGCAGGUUAUCUCAGUCUGUAGACACAUCCGAACCUUUCCAACUGUUGAUCGAGGCAGAGUCUAAUGAAACGGGAUUUAUCGCCAUCGACGACAUCAGUCUCACAUCAGGUCGUUGCCAAGCAAAUGAAACAAGUUCUGGGUUUUCGGGGUGUUCAUUUGAAGAUGGCACCUGUGACUGGGAAGACAUUAGCGUUGGCCAGUAUCAGUGGGUCAGAAGGAAUGCUUCUGAAAACACCGGCCCCUCUGUGGACAGCACACUGGGCACUGAGCUCGGCUGGUACAUGACAGUGGAGGCUGAUCGAGGGGAACACAUAAGCCCUGCUGCUCUGCAGAGUCCCAUCAUGACACAGGCCAGCACCUCUUGCACACUACACUUCUUCUACAAUAUCGCCGGAGAAGACUCGCAGCUGAGCGUGGUGCUGAAGGAAGGCUCCAGGACCACCACUCUGUGGUGGUUAUCUGGUUACCAGGGAGAUCUGUGGCAGCACGGUGAGGUCACAGUUGGCCGAAACCCGCAUGACUUCACCGUCCUGUUUGAAGCCUCCAGGAACUUUGACCGCCCUGGGCAUGUUGCUGUUGAUGAUGUUGGCUUCACAAACUGCUCCCUGCCUGAGCCCCAGCCGUGGUGUCCUGAGAGUAUGUUCAAGUGCAAAAACAGCGUGUGUGUCGACCCCAACCAAGUCUGUGAUUUCAGUGAUGACUGUGGGGACUGGUCUGAUGAACAGGACUGUGAUAAACAUGGUGUGGAGGAACGCUGCAACUUUGAACAUGGCCUCUGUUUCUGGGAGGAGAGUGAUGUUGACAUACUCGGAGCUAAGUGGACUCAACACAAAGGACAGGAAGCCUGGCCCGACCACGGGCCUCCCCGGGAUCACACCCUGAACUCUGCCGCUGGUCACUAUGUUACACCUGCUCAGCUGAAAGUGAAAGGCCAAAACUCGGAGAUGCUCUCCAAAACAUUGCUCCCAAGCUCCAACUGCACUGUAAGAUUCUUUUACUUCAGCAUGGACGAUGCUGCAGCCACACUAACAGCACUGUCCAGGACGCUGACGUCUGGUAGUAACGACAGACAGUUGUGGCUCAGGGAACCAUCACAGAGCUACAACUGGCAGAGAGCAGAGGUCACAUUCUCCUCCUCAGCUAACAGCAAGGUUGUCUUUAGACAUGUGCUUGGGGACGCUCAAAUGGGUCUGGUUGCAAUGGAUGACAUCUCUUUCUCCAAAGAGUGUGUUUUUGACCCAGACAACAACAAACUUCCCGACAUAUCACCCACUUCUGCCCCUUCAACACCAUCUGCCUCCACUCCGCCCAUCGGCUCCUGCCAGGAUGGUGAAUUUUUCUGCUGGCAGUCAUCUGGUAACAUCUGCAUUGCGUCCACGUUGCAGUGUGACUAUCAUCCACACUGUCCGCAAGGGGAGGACGAGGCUGGUUGUGGUCCGUGCACUUUUGAGAGUGAUCAGUGCCAGUGGAAGGACACGAGCGACGGACAAAGCAUGUGGCAAAGACAGAGAGCUAGCAACAACACUGAACCGCCUACAGAUCACACAACACACACUGGCUUCUACAUGAGAGUGAAUGUCAGUCAUGAGUCCACACUCACUGAAGCCAAACUCCAAAGUCCCCCGCUCCCCCCUUCUUCCCCCUACUGCCAGAUUCUGUUUCACUUCCACAUCAGCUCAGAGAGUACUGGGUCACUCAGAGUGCUUAUGCAGCAAGCUGAAGGCAGUGAAGCAAUCCUGUGGUCACGCAGUCACAACACCGUCUCCCCCUGGACCCGAGAGCAUCUGCCCGUAGGCCUGCACCAGCAGCCUUACAAGAUUUGGUUCAGUAGCUUACACAAAGGAACGGAGACUCCAGGUGCUGGAAAGCAUGCUGUCAGCGUGGAUGACAUCUCCUUUCUUAACUGUGAAAAAUCCUACCAGCCACCAGCACUGUCGUCCUUUAGCUGUACCUUCGAGGAGGGUCUGUGUGUUUGGGUAAAGGGAGCUGAAGAUGAGCUGGACUGGGUCAGCAGGACUGGCCCAACUGAAACCCCCAACACCGGGCCUGCAGGAGACCACACAACGGGUGAAGGGAAAUACCUUUACAUCGAGAGUUCUCCUAAGAGCCUGAAGGGAAAAACGGCCCAGCUUAAGUCAUCACUGCUGCCACCUGCUGAUGAAAAGGGAUACUGUUUUACUUUUUGGUACCACAUGUUUGGGGCUACUGUUGGCUCUUUGAGGAUGAUUCUACAAACAACUGAUCCUCUGGAGAGAACACUGGUUUGGCAAAAAACUGGAAACCAGGGAGAUGAGUGGCUGUUAGUUCAGAGCCACGUGACCUUGCAGAGAGUCCACCAAGUGAUCCUGGAAGCAACAGUUGGUGGAGAGGCUGGCGACAUAGCAAUCGAUGACAUCUCCCUUGUUCAUGGAGCUUGCCCAGCCUCUGAUUUGUGUGACUUUGAGGAGAGCAGCUGUAACUGGCAGCAGAUGACAAGCGAUAACUUUGAUUGGGUGAGGCAUUCAGGCCACACUGCCAACCCCAACACGGGACCAGACGGCGACCACACCACCAACACAGCCAUGGGUCAUUACUAUUACCUGCCCUCUUCAGCCAACGACCAAGCUGGCCAGAAAGCUUUAAUGUCGUCACCACUGUACCCCGCAGACAAGGCAUUCUGUGUACAGCUUUGGUACCACAUGUACGGUGAAGGGGUGGGGACGCUGAAUAUUUACCAACACAGUGAAGAUGGGAAGGAAGCUCUGAUUUUCUCAGAGACAGGAGACCAGGGCCGUCUGUGGAGGUUUGCUCAGGCUUCCCUCCUGCCACGCGUUCAACCAUACAGAAUUGUGGUGGAAGGUGUGAAGGCCGGCCCCUCGCUGGAGGGAGACAUGGCGUUCGAUGACGUACAGCUCACAGAUGCUCGGUGUCCCGCUCACGGAGUGUGUGACUUUGAGAUCUCCCUCUGUAGCUGGAGCAACUUGGGUGGAGGUGUUGACCAGGGAGACUGGCUCCGUGCUGAAGGGGCCUCUCCUAACCCCAACACGGGCCCCAGUGUUGACCACACUACUAACUCUAGUCAUGGUCACUAUGUUUAUGUGGACAGCUCAGUGGGUGAGUGGGGCGACAUGUCCUUCCUGAUCAGCGACGUAUUCCAGCCUUCUUUCAGAGGGCACUGUCUCACUUUCUGGUACCACAUGUAUGGCAGCCAUGUUGGGACUCUUAAGCUCCACAUUAACGACAGGAAAAUGCACGCAGGUGGUGAUGAGGAGGGACUCCUGAAGUGGAUUGAAAACGGAAAUAAGGGAGACCAAUGGCAGCAAGCCCGUGUACCAAUUAAACAUGAGGAAGCAUUCUGGUUCGUGUUUGUGUAUCAGAGAGGGAUGAAUACAGAAGGUGACGUUGCCCUUGAUGAUAUCAGCAUCCUCCCUAAUGAAUGCUACUCAGACCCUGCCGUUAACUCUUCAGAUUCCCUGUCUGUCAGCCUUGCGGUUGGUCUGACUUUGCUGUCUGGAGUCAUCAUCUUCAUCGUCCUCUUCAUGUUGAACCGAAGACGUUUCAUAAUGAGCCAGCUGAUAAUCAUGAAUAAUGAAGAAACUGACCAGAACUCUGUCUUGGACCUCUCUGACUGCAGAAUAGAUAGCACAGAAAAUGGAUCCGAAUCAGAUUUCUCUUUCUUCAACAAACUUUACGAUCCAUCACCGGGUGCAUCCAACGACGCCUUUUCCUCAUCUGAUGCUUACGUGUACAUAAAGAAGGCAAGCCUGCCAAACCACGUGACCCAUGUUCCACUGGUCUGCGUCACAGCAAGAGCCAUCCCGGCGCGUUCACGACCGCGCAACACUUCACACGCACGCAGGUCCCGGAAGAGAGAAGACAGCAUCGAAAGAACAAUGGGAGUGCAAGUCGAUACCGUGAAACCCGGAGACGGGAAGAGCUUCCCGCAGAAAGGACAAACGGUCAGCGUGCACUACGUUGGGACGCUGACAAACGGGACAAAAUUUGACUCCUCCAGGGACAGAGGAAAACCCUUUGAAUUCAAACUGGGAGCCGGUGAAGUCAUCCGGGGUUGGGAUGAAGGUGUAGCUAAGAUGAGCCUCGGUCAGGUGGCCAAGUUGACCUGCUCGCCGGAUUACGCCUAUGGCAGCAAAGGAUACCCACCCACCAUUCCUGCCAACUCCACCCUCAUCUUUGAGGUGGAGCUCCUAAGAUUUGUGGGUUAAAACUGAAAGCUUCUACUUUGAUUUUUUUUCCCCCCCAUCCCACCCUGUCAAAACGUUUUGUUUAAAGGUUCUGUCGACAUGAAUUAAUAAUUUUAGAACAACACUCAAAUUUUGGUGUAAUUGAGGUAAAUUAAUUCUCACGAUCAGUUGAUGCAAAUGAUAACAUUAUCCUAAAGGGGAAAGAAUACCAUGUGGAUUUGGGGUACAUGCUGUUUAAUUUCUUGCUGGGAGUCAGAUUACUCUUCUGUAGAUCAAAAGCUUAGCAAAACAAAUGGAAGCUCAUGGAGAGGUUGUCAGUGAGAUAUCAUAACGAGCAAGAUUCAAUUUCAAAUCUAAAAAGUUUUGUGUCAUUUGACCUCACAUGUCUAGAAAGUAAGUUUAAUCGAAACCUGCUGUCCAGCAACACAGAUCAUGUGAUGUUGCCAGUCUCCACUGCUCAGUAUUUUGUGAGGCCUCAUGGUUCUGUGGCCAGACCUUCCUUCUGUACUGCCUGUAUACCUGUAAAGUUUGAGAAUGUAUCCUGUCUCGUUUUGAUGCCAGUGUGUGAACGCAAUAUUGAUCUUCAGGCAUUUCCAUGACAACACUGAGCCUGACAGUUGUGUGAACACAAACUAACAGCUGCUGGCCCCUCAUUUUUCCAGGUUCCGCUCCCUUAAUGGAUAUCAAUGGUAUUGAUCUCACCUGCCUUUCAUUAAGGAAUUGCACCCCCUCCAGAAAAUAUUGAAUCAUGAGAAUAUUUGGCAUGUUUGAAAGUACAGAAUUAAAGCACAUGCUGUUGAAUUUGGUCAACUGUUUACAAAAAAUGUGUCUAAUCAACUGAGCUUUUGCAUGCAGUGCAACUCUGACCAUUAGACUUUGAGGAUUAGUUUUUCAGUCGCUCUGCCACUUGCCUGUUAAUUUAUUCUAUUUGUGGAGUUAUAAAAACAGCAAUGAGGAAUGUUGGAACGACAGGAUCAGGGCACUAAAAACAUGUUCUCAGCGAAACUUCCAUUUGUUCACAAGUGUUCAUUCUAGUGUUUUUACAAGUGGUGUGGUAGUUAUUAGUAUUGAAAUGCUCAUGCAACACCUUUUAGUGAAAAACCCGUUUAUCCCUGCUGUAGAUGCAUUUAGGUCACACCCUUAAUGAGGCAAUGAAUAGAAAUCUGUAUAGAAAAUAUCAUGGCUUGCGAUUUCAUUGUUCACUUUUGUGUUGCCAUACAAAGUCUUAAGACCAACCUUUUGACACCUUUGUUCCUUAAACUGCUCUUUGGUCUUCGAUGUUUUUUGAGACCUGAAGUGUCCUUUUGUUUUGCAUAAUGAAAAACUUUUUCCUUCAAUCACUUUCCUAUGUCGGAAGCUUUUCUGUGGUUAUUGCAGUCAUACAUUAAAGCCAGAAUACUGGACAAAUCGCUGGUAUGUCAUGUCAUUUGUUACAA